Paralichthys olivaceus (Japanese flounder) is the source of this 1212-nucleotide messenger RNA. The record is from RefSeq and is a predicted model, not a curated record. Lineage: Eukaryota; Metazoa; Chordata; Actinopteri; Pleuronectiformes; Paralichthyidae.
AGUCCAGCCAUGCAGCUGAAUGAGACUGGAGCUCAGACACUGGCUCCAGAGCCAUGUGAGCAGCAGAUACUGCAGGAGGACAACCCUGGCAUCUCCAGCAGAGGUUCCACCAGCAACAUGUCACUGCACUGCUGGCUGCAGCUCCUCACCAGGGAAUCUAUCAUGGAGUUUCAAGGAGACAGCUCCAGCCUGGUGGUGCGCAUCAUGAUAGCGUGUGUCUACUCUAUAGUCUGUGCACUCGGGCUGGUGGGAAACUCGCUGGCUCUGUAUCUGCUGCACUCACGCUACAGGCAGAAGCAGUCAUCCAUCAACUGCUUCGUGAUGGGUCUGGCCAUCACAGACCUCCAGUUUGUCCUCACUUUACCUUUCUGGGCAGUGGACACAGCCCUGGACUUCCGCUGGCCAUUUGGCCGUGUGAUGUGCAAAAUCAUCAGCUCUGUCACCACCAUGAACAUGUAUGCCAGUGUGUUCUUUCUCACAGCUAUGAGCGUGGCACGUUAUUACUCUAUCUCCUCUGCACUGAAGAUGCACAGUAGGCGUGCAGCAGCUGCCAGGGCCAAGUGUACAAGCCUUGGCAUCUGGGCCGUCUCUCUCCUGGCCACUUUGCCCCACGCCAUCUACUCCACCAGCGCCCAGGUAUCAGAUGAGGAACUAUGCCUGGUGCGCUUUCCAGACUCUGGCAGUUGGGAUCCGCAGCUUCUCUUGGGUCUAUACCAGCUGCAGAAGGUUCUGCUGGGCUUCCUCAUUCCUCUCAUCAUAAUUACCGUCUGCUAUCUCCUGCUACUGCGCUUGAUCCUCACCCGAAGAAUAGCCGGGGCAUCAAGCACAGAAAGUGAGCAAGGUCGGCAAAAUCGUCGCUCCAAAGUCACCAAAUCCAUCAUCAUCGUGGUUCUCUCCUUCUUUCUGUGCUGGCUGCCCAACCAGGCGCUGACUCUGUGGGGUGUGCUCAUAAAGUUUGACCUUGUCCCCUUCAGCAAGGCUUUCUAUAAUGUGCAGGCUUAUGCUUUCCCCUUGACUGUGUGCUUGGCUCACACCAACAGCUGCCUCAACCCCGUGCUCUACUGCCUGGUCCGCAGGGAGUUUCGGUCCGCUCUCAAGGAAAUUCUUCUCCGCGCCACUCCAUCCUUCAGGAGCCUGACUCAUCUGCUGCGUCGCAAGGCCAAAGUGGCUGAGGCACCUCCAGUGCUGGUGCUGGUCCAAAUGGAUGUCUGA